AUGGCGGAGCCACUUGAAAGGACGAAAGUGGUAAUUAGGCAUUUGCCUCCAUCUCUCACACAAUCUGAUCUCAUCCAAAACAUCGAUAACCACUUCGCUUCUCGCUACAAUUGGUUCUCUUUUCGUCCCGGCAAUAACAGUCACAAGCAUCAGAGGUAUUCGCGAGCAUAUAUAGAUUUCAAGUCUCCUGAUGAUGUUUUCGAGUUUGCUGAGUUCUUUGAUGGACAUGUUUUUGUUAACGAGAGAGGUGCCCAGCAUAAAGCAAUAGUUGAGUAUGCACCUUCUCAGCGUGUUCCAAAGCCAAGUACCAAAAAGGAUGGUCGUGAAGGAACUAUAUAUAAAGAUCCAGACUAUCUUGAGUUCCUCAAACUCAUUGCAAAACCUCCUGAAAAUCUUCCUAGUGCAGAAAUACAAUUGGAAAGAAAAGAAGCUGAGCAAGCUGGGGCUAACAAGGAAACACUUAUAGUCACACCCCUGAUGGAAUAUGUUCGUCAGAAACGUGCUGUUGACAGUGGUAUGCAGGCAUCAUCGGCAGUGGUAAAAGUUAGCAGAAGAGCCAGAGCUGCUUUGGCGGGCAAGCCAGGCGCAGCCAAUACUAAACGAGGCUCUGAAAAGAAAAAGUAUAUUCAGAAGGACAAUGCCAAGGGUGCCAAUCGGAAAGAGUCGAAAGACAAGUCAACCUUUAUUGUCGUCCCCCGGCGAGAGGAUCAAUCAGCUGCAUCAAGUGUGAAAGGAUUUUCUGAAAUUGAAACGUGUCCCGUUUCUGGAAUCCCACUGACUUCUGACUCAGGAAAGAAAAAAAUCCUUCUUUUGAAAGGAAAACAGCGGGAAAUUCCCAAUGCCACAGAGGGUAUGGUAAAACAGCAAAAUGUUCAAUCUGGAAAUUCUUCUGUUUCAACUACUGGAAAACAUAACCAGAGGCGUGAAGCUGGUGGAAGGUUGAUUAGGAACAUACUUCUAAAUAAUGAAGCUCGUCAAAGUCAGUCUACAACGGGUACACAACAUAAGAUUCAAAUCUUAAGUUCUGAGAAUGGGAAACGAACAGCACGUCAUUUCGGUGCAAGGUCUGGGUUAAAUGAUGUAGUCUCUAAUCAUGAUGCUGGUCAAGUUAAUUCUGUAGCGGAUUCUAAAAGGGCUUUGGAUGAAAAGUUCGUAAAAAGGGAUCUGCAUGGUUUGGGUAGUAUGGCUGAGAAAACAGAAAAACGUACAAGAAACAAGGAUAGACCUGAUCGUGGUGUUUGGGCCCCCCUUCAUCGUUCUGAUGUUUCACAUGCUGGUAUUGAGAACUUGUCAUCCUCAUUGGCACAGCCUACUCUCUCAAAUCCUGAGUCAGUUGGAGGAGAAGUAAGAGAAAAUGUUCCUUUGGGAAACAGGAGUGGGGAAUCCUCAGCUUCUGCAGGUGGACAUAGCAGUCCCUUUGUUGAGAAUGGUUCUCAAAGAAAUUUUACUCGCAGAGGAGCGUCCUAUAUGGUGAAGGAUGAUGGUGCAGUCAGCUUGGGUGAAGGGAAACCUUCCAAGAAAGGAGUUGCUGGGCAUAGUGCUCAUGAGAAACAAGUUUGGGUUCAGAAAUCAUCUUCAGGGUCUUAAAACAUCUGUUUUAAUGGACACUCACUCAGGGCUAUAAUUCCUCGAAGUUUUGACGGGAUAAUUCCUGCUAUGUUGAGCUACGGUCUCCGUUUAGGACAUCAUCCACAACUAAUACAGGUCAACCUGAGGCUGAGCGACUUGUAAAAAAGAUGAUCCAGUUGGUGCCUGGCGGAGCCUGCACAAUGAAGGGAAUGCAAAGUUACAGACCUUGUUGACAUGAUUAUCUACUGAAAACAGAUUGGCAUUGAUAACCAUGUUGGUGGGUUUCCCUUGUAUGGUUCGUGUCUCCUUAAAUUGUUGAAUAUUUCAGUUUUGGGUAAUGUUUUGUGUUUGGGAUGUAACUGUAAAGUACUUGGUACAUAUCAUGGGAUAGUAUGUUGGGGAGUGAAGCAUUUUGUCCCGUCCAGUGGAUAUGUAGCUGAGUAGCACUUUGUAUUCAAGGCUUAUACUUGAUUUUAGCGUGCACAUGAUCUACUUGUUAUUGUAAGGAUAUUAACAUGUCUUUGGUACGCCAGAAUCAAUCAUCUCCUGUUCCU
Gastrolobium bilobum is the source of this 2123-nucleotide messenger RNA. RefSeq names its product regulator of nonsense transcripts UPF3. The record is from RefSeq and is a predicted model, not a curated record. Gene Ontology annotation, cellular component: cytoplasm; nucleolus. The coding region runs from base 1 to 1587 and encodes 528 amino acids. Lineage: Eukaryota; Viridiplantae; Streptophyta; Magnoliopsida; Fabales; Fabaceae. The transcript is spliced from 15 exons. Gene Ontology annotation, biological process: nuclear-transcribed mRNA catabolic process, nonsense-mediated decay; positive regulation of translation. Gene Ontology annotation, molecular function: mRNA binding.